Messenger RNA from Colletotrichum gloeosporioides, 699 nucleotides. Its product is annotated as Aldehyde dehydrogenase. The transcript has a single exon. The record is from RefSeq and is a predicted model, not a curated record. The annotation marks the transcript as partial. Lineage: Eukaryota; Fungi; Ascomycota; Sordariomycetes; Glomerellales; Glomerellaceae.
GGACUUGCCGCCGGUCUCGAGGGUGACGUUCUUCAAGCCACCGGCAGCAAGCUUCAUAAUCUCCCUGCCUGUAGCUGUACUUCCUGUGAACGCGACCUUGUCAACGCCGGGAUGGCCGGCCAGGGCGGCUCCGGCGUCACGCCCGUACCCGUUGAUGAUGUUGACCACUCCUGGCGGGAACCCCGCCUCUCGGACCAGCUGCGCGACAUACAGCAUCGACAAGGGCGUCUGCUCCGCCAGCUUCAGCACGACCGUGUUCCCGCAAGCAAGCGCAGGACCCAGCUUCCAGGCCGCCAUGUCGAGGGGGUAGUUCCAGGGGAUAAUCUGCCCGCAGACCCCCAACGGCUCCUUGAUGGUGUAAGCCAGCUUAUCCGGGCCGACGUCCAUCGUCUGGCCGUGGAGCUUGUCGGCCCAGCCUGCGUAGUACCUCAGCACCUCGGAAAAGUGCGGGACAUCGACGUCGCGGCAGACAGAGUACGGCUUCCCGUUGUCGAGCGUCUCGAUGGUGGCCAGGGUCUCCAGGUUCGCAUCAACCAGGUCGGCCAGCUUCAUCAUCAUGUAGCCGCGUUCCGUCCCCGAAAUGCGUUUCCACGAGGGAUGAUCAAAAGCAGCCCUCGCCGCUGCGACAGCCUUGUCGACAUCCUCGGCCGAGGCAGCGUGCACCUUGCAGAUCUGUUCCUCAUUGCUGCGCCGACAUGA